Neurospora crassa OR74A is the source of this 549-nucleotide messenger RNA. RefSeq lists its product as hypothetical. Bases 1 to 549 code for a protein of 182 amino acids. The record is from RefSeq and is a predicted model, not a curated record. The transcript has a single exon. Lineage: Eukaryota; Fungi; Ascomycota; Sordariomycetes; Sordariales; Sordariaceae.
AUGAACCAGAACCGGGAGCACCAGAGCCCCACUGCCGAGGCGCAGAGCCUGGCUGUGGACAGCCAAAAUGGCCAGUCCACCACAACCACCCCGGAGAUCGAGGACCAACCUCUCCUCGAUCACCACCUCCACCACCAAGAGGAAGAUCUCCUGCUUGAGCAUCUUUUCCAGCCCCAUUGCGUUGAGUCCGAGUCGCACUUGGGCUCUGACAGUAGUACUGACGUGGAGGACAAGUACCUCACCCCUAACCGACAUGCUGGGAAGAACGAGAUUUACAUAAAAGAGACGAAAACUCGCAUCACCACCACGACCACCACCGUCGAGCUCGUCACCACCAAGAAAAUAUUCGGCAGAAAGGACGGCAUCUACAAGGCCACCAAAGUCACUGUCGACACAACCCAUAUUGCAGGCCCCCACACACAACGUGAGGAAGACGUGAUUGAGAAGACCGAGUCGGGCUGGAUCACCGACGACGAGGCCGAGGACGAGGGCGACAAUUUCGCUCCUGGUGGCGACAACACCACCAGCGUCGGCCACGCCGGCAACUAA